CGGCGGCGGCGAGAGCAGAGGACGAGCCGGGACGCGGCGCCGCGGCACCAGGGCGCGCAGCCGGGCCGGCCCGACCCGACCGGCCACACGGUGGAGCCGUCGGAAGCCCAAACCCACAGACAGACGGAGGCAGCGUUUCACCAGAGGGCUCAACGCCGGGAUCUAUGUUUAAGUUUUAACUGCAGCUUACAAAGACCACGAUAAUUCCUUCCCCAAAGCCCAGCAGUCCCCCAGCCCCGCGCAGCCCCAGCCUGCCUCCCACCGCCCAGCUGCCCGCGAUGCCCUCCAGCGGCCCCGGGGACACCAGCAGCUCCGCUCUGGAGCGGGAGGAGGACCGAAAGGACGGAGAGGAGCAGGAGGAGCCUCGUGGCAAGGAGGAGCGGCAGGAGCCCAGUACCACAGCCCGGAAGGUGGGGAGGCCUGGGAGGAAGCGCAAGCACCCCCCGGUGGAAAGCAGUGACAUGCCGAAGGACCCCCCAGUGACCUCCAAGUCCCCCUCCAUGGCCCAGGACUCAGGCCCCUCAGAAAUGUUACCCAAUGGGGACUUGGAGAAGCGGAGUGAGCCCCAGCCAGAGGAGGGGAGCCCUGCUGGGGGACAGAAGGGCGGGGCCCCAGCAGAGGGAGAGGGUGCCGCUGAGACCCUGCCUGAAGCCUCCAGAGCAGUGGAGAAUGGCUGCUGCACCCCCAAGGAGGGCCGAGGAGCCCCUGCAGAAGAGGGCAAAGAACAGAAGGAGACCAACAUCGAAUCCAUGAAAAUGGAGGGCUCCCGGGGCCGGCUGCGGGGUGGCUUGGGCUGGGAGUCCAGCCUCCGCCAGCGGCCCAUGCCGCGGCUCACCUUCCAGGCGGGGGACCCCUACUAUAUCAGCAAGCGCAAGCGGGACGAGUGGCUGGCACGCUGGAAAAGGGAGGCUGAGAAGAAAGCCAAGGUAAUUGCAGUAAUGAACGCUGUGGAAGAAAACCAGGGGUCUGGGGAGUCUCAGAAGGUGGAGGAGGCCAGCCCCCCUGCUGUUCAGCAGCCCACCGACCCUGCAUCCCCUACUGUUGCCACCACACCGGAGCCCGUGGGGGCUGAUGCUGGGGAUAAGAAUGCCACCAAAGCAGCUGAUGAUGAGCCAGAGUACGAGGACGGCCGGGGAUUUGGCAUUGGGGAGCUGGUGUGGGGGAAACUGCGGGGCUUCUCCUGGUGGCCAGGCCGCAUUGUGUCUUGGUGGAUGACGGGCCGGAGCCGAGCAGCUGAAGGCACCCGCUGGGUCAUGUGGUUCGGAGACGGCAAGUUCUCAGUGGUGUGCGUGGAGAAGCUGAUGCCGCUCAGCUCGUUUUGCAGCGCAUUCCACCAGGCCACCUACAACAAGCAGCCCAUGUACCGCAAGGCCAUCUACGAAGUCCUGCAGGUGGCCAGCAGCCGCGCAGGAAAGCUCUUCCCAGUGUGCCAUGACAGUGACGAGAGUGACACUGCCAAGGCCGUGGAGGUGCAGAACAAACAAAUGAUCGAAUGGGCCCUUGGGGGCUUCCAGCCCUCUGGCCCCAAGGGUCUGGAGCCACCAGAAGAGGAGAAGAAUCCCUACAAAGAAGUUUACACAGACAUGUGGGUUGAGCCCGAGGCAGCUGCCUAUGCACCACCCCCACCAGCCAAAAAGCCCCGAAAGAGCACAACGGAGAAGCCUAAGGUCAAGGAGAUUAUUGAUGAACGCACAAGAGAGCGGCUGGUGUACGAGGUGCGGCAGAAGUGCCGCAACAUCGAGGACAUUUGUAUCUCUUGUGGCAGCCUUAACGUCACCCUGGAGCACCCUCUCUUCAUCGGAGGGAUGUGCCAAAACUGCAAGAACUGCUUCCUGGAGUGUGCGUACCAGUACGACGACGACGGCUAUCAGUCCUACUGCACCAUCUGCUGUGGGGGGCGUGAGGUGCUCAUGUGCGGGAACAACAACUGCUGCAGGUGCUUUUGCGUGGAGUGUGUGGAUCUCUUGGUGGGGCCGGGAGCUGCCCAGGCGGCCAUUAAGGAAGACCCCUGGAACUGUUACAUGUGCGGGCACAAGGGCACUUAUGGGCUGCUGCGGCGGCGGGACGACUGGCCCUCUCGGCUCCAGAUGUUCUUCGCCAAUAACCAUGACCAGGAAUUUGAUCCUCCGAAGGUUUACCCACCUGUACCAGCUGAGAAGAGGAAGCCCAUUCGGGUGCUAUCUCUCUUUGAUGGAAUUGCUACAGGGCUCCUGGUGCUGAAGGACUUGGGCAUUCAGGUGGACCGCUACAUUGCCUCGGAGGUGUGCGAGGACUCCAUCACGGUGGGCAUGGUGCGGCACCAGGGGAAGAUCAUGUACGUCGGGGACGUCCGCAGCGUCACGCAGAAGCAUAUCCAGGAGUGGGGCCCAUUCGAUCUGGUGAUUGGGGGAAGUCCCUGCAACGAUCUCUCCAUCGUCAACCCUGCCCGCAAGGGACUCUACGAGGGCACUGGCCGGCUCUUCUUUGAGUUCUACCGCCUCCUGCAUGAUGCGCGGCCCAAGGAGGGAGAUGAUCGCCCCUUCUUCUGGCUCUUUGAGAAUGUGGUGGCCAUGGGCGUUAGUGACAAGAGGGACAUCUCGCGAUUUCUCGAGUCCAACCCUGUGAUGAUUGACGCCAAAGAAGUGUCAGCCGCACACAGGGCCCGCUACUUCUGGGGUAACCUUCCCGGUAUGAACAGGCCGUUGGCAUCCACUGUGAAUGAUAAGCUGGAGCUGCAGGAGUGUCUGGAACAUGGCAGAAUAGCCAAGUUCAGCAAAGUGAGGACCAUUACUACUAGGUCAAACUCCAUAAAGCAGGGCAAAGACCAGCAUUUCCCCGUCUUCAUGAAUGAGAAAGAAGACAUCCUAUGGUGCACUGAAAUGGAAAGGGUGUUCGGCUUUCCUGUCCACUAUACUGACGUUUCCAACAUGAGCCGUUUGGCGAGGCAGAGACUGCUGGGCCGGUCGUGGAGCGUGCCAGUCAUCCGCCACCUCUUCGCUCCGCUGAAGGAAUAUUUUGCUUGUGUGUAAGGGACAUGGGGGCAAACUGAGGUAGUGACACAAAGUUAAAAAAAAAAAAAAACCACAAAACACAAUAAAACACCAAGAACGUGAGGAUGGAGAGAAGUACCAGCACCCAGAAGAGAAAAAGGAAUUUAAAAACCACAGAGGCGGAAACACCGGAGGGCUUUGCCUUGCAAAAAGGGUUGGACAUCAUCUCCUGAUUUUUCAAUGUUAAUCUUUAGUCCUAUUUAAAAACGAAAUGAAACCAAGCCCCUUCCCCUCCCCGUUUUUUUUUUUUUUUUUUUUUUUUUUUUCCGAUCAGACCUUUUGUUUUCUACUCUUUCCAGAGGGGUUUUCUGUUUGUUUGGGUUUAUUUCUUGCUGUGACUGAAACAAGAGGGUUAUUGCAGCAAAAAUCAUUGGUUAAAAAAUAGUAACAAUACCUUGGAGAGGAAAGAUGGGAGAGAGGAAAAAAGGAAAUUCUAUAGAAAUCUAUAUAUUGUUUUUAUUUUUGGGUUUUUUUUUUACUGUGUAUCUUUUUGUUGUCUCUAGCCUGAUCAGAUAGGAGCACAAGCAGGGGACAGAAAACAGAGAGACACUCAGGUGGCAGAAUUCCCUCCCAGCCACUGAGCUGUCUUGCCAGCACCAUUCCUGGUCAUGCAAAACAGAACCCAACUAGCAGCAGGGAGACAAGAAUACCACACAAGAUACUUUUCUACAGUAUUUCAGGUGCCUACCACACAGGAAACCUUGAAGAAAAUCAGUUUCUAGAAGCCGCUGUUACCUCUUGUUUACAGUUUAUAUAUAUAUGAUAGAUAUGAGAUAUAUAUAUAAAAGGUACUGUUAACUACUGUACAACCCGACUUCAUAAUGGUGCUUUAAAACAGCGAGAUGAGUAAAAACAUCAGCUUCCACGUUGCCUUAUGUGCAAAGGGUUUUAACCAAGGAUGGAGAGAGGGAGACAGCUGAAGAUGACGUGUUAUCCUGGUGGGUUUUCCCCUUGGUGUUUAACAAGGUGGAGGAGGAGAAUUUGGGAGCAGUGUUCUCCCGUUUCUCCCUGCCAAAAAGGGGGUAAGAUGGGGUGGUUGGGACCGUGGAAAGCUGAGUGGACUUCAUCCAGACUCAUGCAAUAACCUUUUGAUUUUUUUUCCUAAAAAGGAGACUCCCUUGGCGAGGUGGCAGGGUCAGGAGUCUUCAUGCCCAAUUUCUCACCUUAGCAGAUUCGAGGGCUCCUUGUGGUGGGAUCAGAAAUAAUCCAGAGUGUGGGAAAGUGACAGUUAAAAACCCCACCUGGAGCAAAUAAAAAAACAUACAAAACGUACUGGUGCUUUCCUGUCUAAGUCGCCUUUUGUGUGUUCUUUUAUGAGGUCCCCACCAUCCACCCCUCUGUGCAUAAGGCGGCUCCCAGCCCCUGGAACGUGAUGUUUUUGGUCAUCUCCAAAGGCUGCAGUUUUAUACUGGGAGGCUGAUGACACCUUUUAUUAUAGUUAUUCUUAUGGUUCUGAUUUAUAAUUAUGUUUGUUUUAAGAUUUUCUUUAAGAAAAUGAAAACCCAACACCCUUCCCUUUAGGUUCAAACCAAGGUGCGGGGGGUGGGGGAGCAGGGUGCUUCUAAGUUAAGCGGUGGCUCUGGUGCCCUGGCUCCCCACCCUUCGGGCCAGGUGGGCCACUGGGCUUGGUGACAGCAGGGCGGCCGGGGUGUCCCCAGGGUCUGCCUUCCGGGCUUGUCACUCUUCUCUUCUACUUCCCCUCCUCUUGAGUCGGGUGUGUCAGGGCUGGAGGGAGGACCGGGCAGGCUCUCUCCUUGUGUGCGUGAUUGGAGUGGUGUGUAUUUCUUUUCUAGUACUUGGUCUGAUGAUAGCUGUGCUCUUACCUCGAGUCAGCAGCACCUGGAGCCCCAAGCGCUCGACACUUUGUUCUGCUUCCUACCAAGGCUGCAGGCAGGCAGCCUGAUGGCAGUAGGAAGGGACAGCGUUGUUGGCUCCAGGGUGAGGGCCCGACGGGCAGACGCUUGCCUGGGUAGAUGGGGUGUAGAUAUGUGGCAUAUAGAGAUUUAUAUUUUAUAAUGGGAGGGGGGAUGGCACCUCCUGGGACUGGCAGAGCUGGGAGGUGUGCCAGCAAGCACAUGGUCCCAAGUCCGCAUCCCUAGAAAGAUGGGGCCUAUAGGGAUAGGCGCUAUAUAAAUACAUAGAUAGGGUCAUGUAUAAGAAAUAUUAUGGAGUGGGGAGUGGGGGAAGUGGGCUCAGUAUGCUGAGCCUCGAUCCCCACUGCAGACGUAAGCCCCACGCCAAUCAAUCAAUCUCACACACAUACACAGGAAUCUAUUUCUAUACUGGUGCAUAACAAAUGCACCCUUCACACCCACACACACGCACGCACACACGCCUGGGAGCUCCCAGUGCUCUUCUCCCCAGGGUUCAGGACUUUGUGGAGUCAGCCCGUGCAGCUAUUUACCUCUGUUGCCCUGAUUGCAGGUAGACUGUCAAUCCCAGAAGUUGCUAGGUGCUGAAGGCGGGAAAAGGAGGAGGUUUUAUUUUAGCAGGUGCUCUCCUCUAGCAGGUAGUAUUCUAUCUCUUUUGCCCCUGGUGAUGUCAAAAGAUUCUUCUGUUAGCAACCUGUGAUACUGACCUGCAACUCUAGGCACCAGGAAGUCAGCCCUCAACUCCCCCUACCUAUUCUCCCCCAAUUAAAAUCAAAUUGACAUCCAGGUCUGUCUUGGCCAGGGGCUUCCAAUUGGGGAAAAAAAAUGGGACAAUGAACCUCACGUUUUGAAUAAAGCAAAUUAGUAAUUUGUGACAAAACUAAACCAAUGCUUUGAAUCCCUUGCUCAUUGCUCAGGAGUAAGCUCACAGCUGGGGGCUCCUUUUUGGGGUGCUUAGUGCUCAACAGAUUAGUUCUUAAGAUCACACCCCGUUGCUUCUUGCCAUCUCAGUGACAUUGUCAGGAGGUGACUGGGUGUCCAUGGGGCUGGAGCCGCUAGGAGAGGGGGCAACCUCUGCCCCCUCACUGGAGUCCUUGUGCUAACUGUGGUGCUUACCCAUCCCCUCCUUGUUCCAGCUGGGCUCCAAUCUUCUGGCCUGGAGUCCACCAGCACCACUCCAGGAGGGCUGGGGGAGGAGGGCUGCCUCUGGCAGUCCAAGGUGCUCCCUCCCCCACUGGCCAGCGCUAAGGUCUUCCCAGUGUUAGGCCUUCCUCUGCCAGCGCUUCUGGCUCUCCCAUGCCCUUUGUCCACUGCGUACGUGAAGGAGUUAGACUUUCCCGUGGCCGCAGCUCCACCUUAGCUGGGCCUGGUGCUCCACCCGAGGAGUUGAUGUGGGGUCUUGGUGGUCAGGGAUGUGGCAGGCUGAGGGAUUAGUGCGGGCCGGCCAGCUUGCAUAGAGAGGGAAUGCCGGGGGCAGGAGAGGCCUCACUGUUGUGGCUUGCUACUUGGGAGCACAUGUCCUUCCUGGUCUAGCACCUGACUAGGCCUCAGAGUGGAACUGAUGCCCUAUGGGUUGCGGGACCCCCUUCCGGGGAUGAGCAUUAAUCACCAGCUUUUCUUCCAGCCUAACCUGUGAGUUUGGUCCCCCAGUAGAACUUGGUAGAGUGUAGGGGACCUAACUUGGCCAAGCUGGGAUGUACUUAAUCCAUUCCCAGCCCUGAGGAGGAUUCUGGGCACAGGCAUUGGGUCACCUUCCAAAGAAGAGCUAUGCUUCAACAGGCUGAGGCAGGGUCAUGUGAGGAUUAAGGCAGGGGACCGUUAGGCUUGUAGAUGAGGCUGAGGGUAGAGACAUUGGAGUGGGAGAAACCAAGAAGGCCUAGGGAAAAUCCCCAAGUAUGUUCCCUGUGGGAUUUUCUUUCCUAAGAGCAGGCUAUUUCCCCUGGAAACGAGGGUUCUAGGGGCUGAGGGUGACAGACUCCCUGCUGCAGGUGCCAAGUGGAACGUGGUGCCAAAGAGAUCCGUGGCCCUUGUCUCGGGGAGGUAGCCAGGUGCUAGUACCAGAGUCACACAGCCCUUGGCCCCCUGCCUGAGGAGGCAGCUGGUUUCCAGUGUGCAGCUGAUGCUAACCCCCUUCCCUGUGGGACCUCCUGGUCUGUGCACAGGCUGCCUGGGGAGCAAUAGGCCAGGGACCCGGCAGGUGAGGACUAGAUGGGGUCUUGCAGUUGGCAGAUGAUGACAUGAGCCUGUUGCUGCGUCUGUUUUUCUCUCUAGACCCCACAGCCUUCUUGCUAUUGAGCAUCCUACUAGAAAGCAAACUUCCCCAAAGAGAGUCCUGGACCUCUUAGCUUUUGAAACAGACCUGGUUGGCUGCUGGAGAUGCCCAUGUGAUUUUUGGCGAGUUGCUAGGACAUGAAUUGGGACCCAGCAGGAAGGAAGGCUGACACUGAAGGGAUCUAUUGGGCCCAGCUCCCCUCAUGCCCACUUACUUAGCAGCCACCAGGCUGGGACAACUGAGGAAGCUAGAUGGGGAUAACCCACCAUCUCCAGCACAGGAAAUCUAACAGGAGCGAUGGAAGGAAUAUUUCAGCUGAGCCAUCUGGGAGAUGUUCUUACAGAAAAACGGCAACCAUGAGUUUUCAUAUUUUUGUUUAUAUAAAUAUAUAUAUAGAAUAAAUUUUGGAGGCAGUUUUGAAUUCCUCUGCCCAUUCUGCUGGGUGCAGAGUUGCUGUGGCGCUAGUGUCUUUCAGAGCUGUCAUUUUCAGGAGACUUGCAGGAGCCCCCUCGAGCUGUGGGUUGGGGCUGUGGGGCCUGUCUGCCACCGUACCCUGAAGAGGGCUGCUUGUUUUCUUUGGUCAGGGAAUGGCAGAGCUGAGAUUUCUGGUGAGAGCUGAGUUUCUAGCCAGGGCCACGUUUUGAUCCUGGGAGGUGAGUAAUUUGAAUUUGUCAUCGGGCUUUCUUGGGUCUGCUUGCUCCCAGCACCAGUGACUAGAGGGUGACACCGGAGUUGUCCUUUGCGAGUCCUGCCUGUCUGGCAGGAAGCAGUUGAAGUCUCCCCCAGGAUGGAAAAGGUGUUAUGGAGGAAAGGCCUGGCGCUAGCACGGCCCUCCCAGCCAUUCCCUGCAGAGGUUGGCAUUAACUACAAGUGUCGGCCGCUUACUCACCAGGCCUGUGCUGGGGUCAGGAGGGUCUGGGAGGAAGGAGAAUAGAUUAAUUUGAAGGACGAGCCCCACUGUUCCAGCAUAAGCUCUCAACUCUUUAUGACUCUUUACGUUUUGGUAAAGGAAGGCUGGAGUCUUUGGGAAGCGAGGACCUUGUACCUGUGUGUUUCAGGUUGGCCCUUUGUUGGUGACCUGUGUCUGACCCUAGACAGUGAUGUUUUGGGGGAGGGAGAAACAAGCAGGUCAAAGCAGGGAGGACAAGGACGUCAGGUCCAUUUGCUAGUAGUGACUUGCUUACUGCCCUGACCAGAGGCCCCUGGACUCCUGAAACUCCAGUAACUGGAAAAGUCCCCAGAUCUGCACUUGAGGGCACAGAGGGUGACUCCUCUGUCCCCAGCCUAGCGGCCCCCAGCCCUGUGCCUGAGGACAUGAGCAGGGUCUAAAGCAUCCCCUUAGUCCCAUUUCACUUCACAGACCGAUUUGGUUGCACAGCCCUAGAAUUCACCAGACGACAAAAAUGCCGAAAUUCCUUAGAAUACGCAGAGGGAGGAGGUGACUCAACAAGGUGCUAAAACAUUUUAUUAAAAAUAUAUAUUGUUAAAUUAAGUCUGCUGUCUGGACAAUGACUGUUUGUUUUGUUUUCUUGUAGUGGAGUUUAAAAGAGACUAUUAUUUUACUCUGAUAUAUUAUUAUUAAAAAGGCAUUUUAACUUUGUACUUGAAAACUAAAUGAGCGAUUUCAUGUGUUUUAGCUGAGGCAUUGAAGUAGCGGGUGCUUACUUAUUUGUGGGAAAUCAUGUAUUCAUACUGAAGAAUAAAUCCGUAGCUGAUUUGGUAAUAACUUUUACUGUUACAGACGAUUUCGCUUUGACCCCGGUGGCAGAGCACUUUUACUCCACAUUCCACGCAGCUAAAUGCAGGACUUUCCAGACUCUUCUCUCCCCAGCCCUCUUUCCUUUCUCUAAAAUUCCUCUUUUUUCCUUUUUUUCCCCCCUGGUUCCAGCAUCCUUUCACCACUGUUUUUUUUUGUUUGUUUUUGUUUUUUUUUAAUUUUUUUUUUAUUUUAGGGUUGCUUCUCUAUUUAUUGACAAUAAUAAUGUACAUUUCACAGUCUGGUUCUGGGACAUCCAGGGAGGGGUGCGUGGGAGGGGGCCCUGAGUGGGUCCCUACCCCGCCUGCCUGGUGUUCUGUUGUAUCUCUGUGUAAGUGAUGCUCGUGACAUAGCUGUUUAUGAAAUAAUUAAAGAGGUCAAUGCGUACAGCAGAUGUAGAAAGUCUGUCAGUUCCGCCUUCAUCACAUUUUUUUUUUUUUUUUUUUUUUUUUUUGUGCCCAGAAGAAUAUAAUAAAGCUCCUUUCUAAUGUACUUGUGCUGGA
Cynocephalus volans (Philippine flying lemur) is the source of this 9431-nucleotide messenger RNA. It is a transcript of the gene DNMT3A, whose product is annotated as DNA methyltransferase 3 alpha. Gene Ontology annotation, molecular function: DNA (cytosine-5-)-methyltransferase activity. The record is from RefSeq and is a predicted model, not a curated record. Lineage: Eukaryota; Metazoa; Chordata; Mammalia; Dermoptera; Cynocephalidae. Gene Ontology annotation, cellular component: nucleus; cytoplasm. Gene Ontology annotation, biological process: negative regulation of DNA-templated transcription. Bases 279 to 3008 code for a protein of 909 amino acids. The transcript has 23 exons.